Messenger RNA from Dermacentor silvarum, 756 nucleotides. RefSeq lists its product as uncharacterized. The coding region runs from base 1 to 756 and encodes 251 amino acids. The transcript is spliced from 6 exons. Lineage: Eukaryota; Metazoa; Arthropoda; Arachnida; Ixodida; Ixodidae. The record is from RefSeq and is a predicted model, not a curated record.
AUGCAGACGGCAGGUACCCUGGAGCGGGAACGGCCCCUGGAUCUCGAACGGCCUCUGGAUACCGAACAGUCACCCGCUCCGCCCUGGAACGGGAGCGCCCUCGUGAUGGGUGUAGCUGUUGGCAGACGUCAGCCCGUCCGAGUGCCACAUGCCUACAAUGGGGAGAAGGCCUCGUCAGGCCUUGUGUCUUUUGGCCUCCUUCCUGGAGUCCGGGAAAGCGCACAGGAGUCCGAAGAAGAACUUCUUCGCCAGGAGAAAGAGUCACAGCACGCAAUGGGUGGCUUUGUGGCGUUCCUCUACCUACUGAACCUUGCCGGACCGGGAGUGACGCACCUGAUCACCACUGUUUGGCCCAUGCUCGGAAGCCUUAGAGCCAUGGACAGACAAUCCGUCGACCUCCAGCAGAAAUGGCUGGGAUAUUGGAUGCUGUACGCCGUCGUCAACAGCUUUGAAUGGAUCUUUAUCAGAGCUCAAAAGAAGAUAAAACGGAUCUAUAUCCUCAAGUUGCUGGUGCUGACGGUGUGCGCCCUUCCACACCCGCUGUGCCCUGCUCGGCUGGUGUACGCCCGCUUUUUGCGUCGCCGGAUAUGGUUGGAGGGUGGCGGCGUCCCAUCGGGGACGUCCCCCGCCAUGACUUCCACUUUGGUCGACCACUUUUCCGUGACUCGGACCUCGGAUGGCCACGACUCACCCGCUAGGAAGAAGCAGCCCCAGAAUCCUCCUAAGAAGCCCUUGCCCACUGCCAAGAAAGGGUAA